ACCUGAAAUCUCGUAGGAAAAAUCCAAAAAGACAGCGAAGUAGAUGAUGACAGCACAAGAUAAGAACUAAGAAGAAGAAGCAAUCCAAAUCCGAAUCCAAAUCCGAAGCCAACCAACAACCCUUCCAAUCGACUCAGUGAAAUUGACACAAUUUAUUCAAAACUAGUCUCACUCUCAUGUAAUUAACUGACAGUCAACACAACUCACCACACACCAUAACACACCACACCACACCACAAAACAAAACCUCUCUGUGACAUUUUCACAAACACCUUCAAGGCAAACUCUGAAACCUUGGUGUAGUGUGAGAAUCAGAGAAGAUGAGUUUCAGGGAAGAGAGUGGCGAAGGUAGAGGAGACCUUCAGAAACCGUUUCUCCACACGGGAAGCUGGUACAAGAUGGGUUCACGCCAAUCCAGCGUCAUGGGUUCCACCACCCAGGUCAUGCGUGAUGGCUCCGUCUCCGUCCUCUUCUGCGUCCUCAUCGCCGCCUUGGGUCCUAUUCAAUUCGGCUUCACCUGUGGGUAUUCUUCUCCGACGCAAGAUGCUAUUGUCAGCGAUCUGAAGCUCUCGCUUUCUGAGUUUUCUUUGUUUGGAUCUUUAUCGAAUGUGGGAGCGAUGGUGGGAGCUAUAGCGAGUGGUCAGAUAGCAGAAUACGUCGGGCGAAAAGGGUCAUUGAUGAUUGCUGCAAUUCCCAAUAUAAUAGGGUGGCUCGCCAUUUCUUUCGCGAAGGACUACUCGUUUUUGUAUAUGGGGAGGUUGUUGGAAGGAUUUGGCGUUGGGAUUAUUUCUUAUGUGGUGCCUGUGUAUAUAGCCGAGAUAGCACCUGAAAACUUGAGGGGUGGCCUUGGAUCGGUGAACCAGCUCUCUGUUACAAUUGGAAUAUUGCUUGCUUAUCUGUUGGGCCUUUUUGUCAACUGGAGAGUGCUUGCAAUUUUAGGAAUUUUGCCUUGUACAAUAUUAAUACCUGGAUUAUUUUUCAUACCAGAAUCUCCUAGAUGGUUGGCCAAAAUGGGAAUGACAGAGGAGUUUGAGUCUUCUUUGCAAGUGUUACGAGGAUUUGACACAGAUAUUUCUGUUGAAGUACAUGAAAUCAAGAGAUCUAUAGUACCACGAGGCAGAAGAGUUGCAAUUCGGUUUGCAGAUCUCCAAAGGAAAAGAUAUUGGUUCCCGUUAAUGGUAGGAAUUGGAUUACUUGUACUUCAGCAAUUGAGUGGUAUCAAUGGAGUUUUGUUCUAUUCUACUAGCAUCUUUGCAAAUGCAGGAAUUUCAUCCAGCAGUGCUGCUACUGUUGGACUUGGAGCUAUUCAGGUCAUUGCAACUGGAAUCUCCACUUGGUUGGUGGACAAAAGUGGUCGGAGGCUGCUUCUAUUACUAUCCUCGUCUAUAAUGACAGUUAGCCUUGUCGUUGUUUCUAUAGCAUUCUAUCUGGAGGGUACCGUAUCAGAAGAUUCACACCUAUACAAAAUUUUGGGAAUAGUUUCUGUUGUUGGCCUUGUGGUUAUGGUAAUUGGAUUCUCUCUAGGACUUGGACCAAUCCCUUGGGUUAUAAUGUCUGAGAUACUUCCAGUGAGUAUAAAGGGCCUUGCUGGCAGUACAGCCACCAUGGCUAAUUGGUUGACUUCAUGGGCGAUCACAAUGACUGCAAACCUGCUUUUAACUUGGAGCAGUGGAGGGACAUUCACAAUGUACACAGUUGUAGCUGCCUUUACCGUUGUUUUCACGGCAUUGUGGGUCCCUGAGACCAAAGGAAGAACAUUAGAAGAAAUUCAAUCUUCCUUCAGAUAGAUAUGUUCUCUUGUUUAAACUGAAAUGUUGUGGUCUAUAUCAUGUAUUUUUGUAGUCCUGUGUAUUCAUUCAUCUUGUAUCAAGUUUUCUGUAAAAAAGAGAAAGAAAGCAUAUUGUAGCAAAAGAUUGAGGGGGAAUAAACUUGUCUUCUAGUCAUAGUAUAGCCAUUUAAAUCCCACAUUGUAAGAGUUCAUUUCUGUGUAUGGACUUGCAUUCUGCUCGGCUAUUUUGAAGGUGUUGUAUUUUAUUUAAUUAAUUAAUUAUCUGUUUUAAAGUUGAA
Lotus japonicus is the source of this 2067-nucleotide messenger RNA. RefSeq names its product sugar transporter ERD6-like 6. Gene Ontology annotation, molecular function: sugar transmembrane transporter activity. The record is from RefSeq and is a predicted model, not a curated record. Bases 321 to 1787 code for a protein of 488 amino acids. NCBI's taxonomy places the organism in Eukaryota, Viridiplantae, Streptophyta, Magnoliopsida, Fabales, Fabaceae. Gene Ontology annotation, cellular component: membrane. The transcript has 18 exons. Gene Ontology annotation, biological process: transmembrane transport; carbohydrate transport.